This is a messenger RNA of Eucalyptus grandis, 1133 nucleotides long. RefSeq names its product probable ATP-binding protein YheS. NCBI's taxonomy places the organism in Eukaryota, Viridiplantae, Streptophyta, Magnoliopsida, Myrtales, Myrtaceae. The transcript is spliced from 5 exons. The record is from RefSeq and is a predicted model, not a curated record. The coding region runs from base 204 to 593 and encodes 129 amino acids. Gene Ontology annotation, molecular function: ATP binding.
ACUACAAUGCUCUUUCGAACAACAAGUAAUUCAGCCUCCUCUGUUUCUGUUUUGGCCUCAAUCCCAACAAAUUUUUGUUCAUAUAUGGAUCGAAAUUCUGAAAAAUCGAGAUGUUCAAACGUCACUGGCGACUAUUGGCCUCUCAUCCAAGAGAUAUCUUUCAUCAGCAUUUAUAGCCACGAUAAAAGAUUUGUCUCCAUUGAAUGCUUUUUAUUAAUCAGGGUUUGGAUGCAGUUGAGACACUCAUUCAAGGUCUGGUCUUGUUCCAAGGAGGAAUUCUGAUGGUUAGUCAUGAUGAGCAUCUAAUAUCUGGAAGCGUGGACGAGCUCUGGGUGAUUUCUCAAGGCAAGGUGGCGCCUUUCCAUGGGAAUUUCCAGGAUCAUAAGAAGAUACUUCAGUCCUCAUUGAAUCAGGCGAGUUUAGCUCUUGUCAUCAACCAAGAGUGUUUUAACAUGAUCACAUCACAUCACCCUACAAAACAUAGAAUGAGGCUUUGUUACAGAGAGAAAACAAAAAAGGAUGAAGAGAGGAUUGCUGCUGAUAUACAGGAUGUACUCACAACUACAGCAGCCCUCGUUUGUCAUUUUGAUUAGGGCUCAUGGAAGGAUGAGUCUCAAGUUUUUGACAUUGAAUAUGCAGUAUCAUUUGCCAACAGCUUAAAAAACUGAGUCUGGAUUGCAGUCCUGGUAAUAAUUUAUGACCCUUUGCCCAUUUUUAUCUUAGUGACAGGUUCGUUUGUUGUGCCCCUGGAAGUUUGACACGGAAGUGCUUUUUAUUUUGCGCUAAUAUUAACUUUCAUUUUCUUCUUUUUUGUCCUUUUUUAAACCCUAAACUCUUGAAACUUUUGCACAAAUGCACAAUGUUGACAUAUGAAUUCACAUAUUUAUUUUCCAUAUUUUAAAAAAAUUUGGAUAAGGUUGUUAACUUUGACAUGAAAAGAAAAGUUUCUUUUACUUGAACUUAAUUCUACACAACCGAGUCCUUUGAUUUGCCGGAGCAACCUAGGGGAUAAUUCUUUUAUCAUGUGCUACAUAUUAUGUUCUUUUGUUCUUUUACAACAUCCCACCUCUGUAUGUCUUUGCAUUAUCCCAGCAUCUUUUUCCUUGUGCCCUUGCUCAUUCGCUGCAGUUGUU